This is a messenger RNA of Urocitellus parryii (Arctic ground squirrel), 2495 nucleotides long. RefSeq names its product anti-silencing function 1A histone chaperone (gene Asf1a). Gene Ontology annotation, molecular function: histone binding. Gene Ontology annotation, cellular component: chromatin; nucleus. Gene Ontology annotation, biological process: DNA replication-dependent chromatin assembly. Lineage: Eukaryota; Metazoa; Chordata; Mammalia; Rodentia; Sciuridae. The record is from RefSeq and is a predicted model, not a curated record.
UUCCGAGUCCAUUCCGGGAGCGGGAGCCUAUCUUGUUUGCCGCCGAGGCCCUCGCUGGAGGAGGAGGGUCAGAGCUCGGGUGCAGCCAAUCGCGGGCAACGCUGCUAGUUAUCAGAGCAGAAUGGGCUGUAGUUUAGUGAAAUAGGAAAGCUGCAAAACACUGUGGAGUGCUCYCGUGUAAAUAAAAAGAGGAAAAAAAAGUUUCUCAAGUCGCCGCUGCACGACGUCGGGCCGGUGCCGGGGCGGGGGUCUGCGCUCUUCCGAGCGGCCGCGCGCUGGACUUUAUUGUGCCGCAACAAGCCCCCGUCCCCAUUGUUUGUGUUUUUUUCAAAAUAUGGCAAAGGUUCAGGUGAACAAUGUAGUGGUGCUGGAUAACCCUUCUCCUUUCUACAACCCGUUCCAGUUCGAGAUCACCUUCGAGUGCAUCGAGGACCUGUCUGAAGACUUGGAAUGGAAAAUUAUCUAUGUGGGCUCUGCAGAAAGUGAAGAAUAUGAUCAAGUUUUAGACUCUGUUUUAGUGGGUCCUGUUCCUGCAGGAAGGCAUAUGUUUGUAUUUCAGGCUGAUGCACCUAAUCCAGGACUCAUUCCAGAUGCAGAUGCCGUAGGUGUAACAGUUGUGCUAAUUACUUGUACCUAUCGAGGUCAAGAAUUUAUUAGAGUUGGCUAUUAUGUAAAUAAUGAAUACACUGAGACAGAAUUAAGGGAAAAUCCACCAGUAAAACCAGACUUUUCUAAGCUUCAAAGGAAUAUUUUGGCAUCUAAUCCCAGGGUCACAAGAUUCCACAUUAACUGGGAAGAUAACACAGAAAAACUGGAAGAUGCAGAGAGCAGUAAUCCAAAUCUACAGUCACUUCUUUCAACAGAUGCAUUACCUUCAGCAUCAAAGGGAUGGUCCACGUCAGAAAACUCACUAAAUGUCAUGUUAGAAUCCCACAUGGACUGCAUGUGACCACCUGCCAUCCCUUUAGUACAGAUUAAGCUAUUAAAAACAGAACUAUUUCCCUGAAAUUCCGUAAGUACAUAGUCAAGACACAAUGUGAAGAAUUUGUUUAAAAACAUCCUGUAGAAAGUUUAUAAGAAAACCAGUAUUUGAGCAAAUUGUGGAAUAUAAAUACAACUAUUUUUAAGUAAUUUUUUUUCUCUAAUGUGUUAUUUUAUUUGUUCUGAAACUAAUCUGAUUAAAGCAUAUAUAUUAUUUUCUUCUCCUUUAUAUGUAAUUAAAGCACUUAUAAAAAGGAAAAUAUGAACCAUCAAACCAGAUUGUGAAGAUGUCUUAGCCUCUUGGACAAUAAUCUUGGGACCACUAUUUUACUGGCCUUUGAAAGAACAAAGUUGACUUCAACUAAAUGUUUCUUCCUGUGAAGACAAAGUGUGGUUUUAAUUUAAGAGGCAAAUUUCCACUGAUUAACAAAAAGGAGUCCUUAAAAGGGGAAUUUGAAGUCAACUAAAAACGACCAAGAACUUUAGGUUUCAGUUUUUCCAGGCCACCAUAACAUCUUGUAGCUGCUAUUAUAGUUCAUGUAAUAUUGGACAGUAGUUGGUUUGGUUUCUAAAAUAAUAACAAAUGUGGCUAAUUGUUUAUAAGRUCCUCUGGCUAUGGUUUUGGUUUUAUAACAGGACAUCAAAACACAUGAACUAUAACUCAUUUUUGAACAGUGAUUUCGACAUAUCAAGAGCAUAUAAACUCCCUAAGUUUAAGAACAUGAGAUUAUAAUAGCUCAAAUAUGCUUAUUAGAUUUAUAAAAGUACUAUGAACUUUAAAAAUUCUUUUGAUAGAUCAUCUGUUGUUGGCACUAUUUAUAUAAAAACAGUGGAUUUAGAAAGGUAUAUUUAGCUUUAUCAUAACAGAUUAGUUACUAUUUUGGAAAUAACUAUAUUUUCACAUCUAUACUACUCUUCCCCAUGUCCUCUGACAACUCGAGAAGAAUAGGAUCAGGCAUAUUUGUAGUUGACACAUUCUAGAUAGCUUUUCUAGAUAACAGGUUUUUGAAAAGCAAUAAUGGAAAGGAAUUUAUUAACUAAAUGGGUCAAAGGUUAUUUUUCUUUGAUGAUAUCUAGGUACUUCAAAAAGUCUCUAUACUCCAUUAAAUUAAAGGUAGAAUAUUUUCAUUUGACUCUUGCUGCUAAGCAAGGUAGCCAUAUGAUUACAGCUUAUGCAGUGCCUUCAUAUCUAAAACUUUUAUACUGCACUUUUUAAAGUUUUUAUUUUGAGGAAAAGAAAAAGCAUUUGUCUAAAUACAGACUCUUAAGUUGUAUAUAUUUCAUGUCAUUCUAAAAAAGUGAAUUUGUGAAGCAAAGUUUUGCUAAAUAUUAAACUUUGGAAUUUAAUAUGCCAGAUUAUUAGAAUAUUAUCCAUUAACUAGUUCAUCGAUUUUAAAAGCAAAAUGCCUCCGACUGUUAAAACUAUAUGAAGAAAAUAUCAUCUUUGUCUAAAUGAAAUUAAAAGAAAAUGUUAAGGUAUUAAAAUGAAAAUAAAAGUAAUACUUUCCAACAAA